Molecule: messenger RNA, 3504 nt
Organism: Lodderomyces elongisporus
Lineage: Eukaryota; Fungi; Ascomycota; Pichiomycetes; Serinales; Debaryomycetaceae
Gene: MED14
Product: Med14p
Exons: 1
Coding region: 1-3504 (1167 amino acids)
Biological process (GO): regulation of transcription by RNA polymerase II
Cellular component (GO): core mediator complex; mediator complex
Molecular function (GO): transcription coregulator activity
Source: RefSeq, a predicted model, not a curated record
AUGGAUGCAGAACACAAUGGAACGAUAAAUAGGUCACCAGCACCACCACCACCACCAGCAGCAACACCACCAGCAGCAACACAACCACAAUUACCAGUGUCUACUACAAGUACCACAACGCAUACAAAUGGGAAUCUCAUAUCCCACAAUGAUAAUCAUCAAUCCACUCAUCCAGAACCGGAAAUACCACAUAUUACAGAGAAUCUCCUACCGCUAGCUAAUGUGCUCAAGUACUAUUCUCAACAAUCAUUUAAGCAACUCGCAACAGCGGUUGAAAAUUUAUCCAAAACAGCCGAGGAAGAAUCAGAUGUCAAGCGCAAGAAAUACUUGUUGGAGGUGCUCGUCUUAUUACGACGCGAUUUUGUCAAAUUAUACACACUAGUGAAAUGGAGCAGUGUCUCUCAGGAUGUUUCCAAGUUUAUUGACCUCUUGAAUUGGUUUAGACUACAGGACUUCAACUUUGAUCUGUUGAUGUAUAGCUUACAGGGACUACUGGGGUUCGGCGCAGCAAAGUUACCAAAUUUCGAUUUGGAGACGGCGUUGGAAGUGUUUUACAAAAAGAGACCACAAUUACCAAGUCACAACUAUUUGGAAAAGAAAGAAAUCAGUCCGGAGAAGAUACUUGAAGUAAUGCGAGACUUAAACUUGGCUAUAUUGACAAGGUUUGCGUUGAUGGAUUUGCCUUCCAGGUUUGAAUAUGAGGUGAGAGAUGGAAGAGCGUAUGUUCAAGUCAAAGAUGAGUUUGAAGUGAGCAUCACAAUGGCUGAUGACUCCAUAGUUGAUGUUGACAAUGGUGAUAAGAACGAGGUUGAGAACGGAAGUGAAGAUGCGGAGUAUGGAAGAGAGCGCAAUUUCAAUAACCCUCUCUAUAUGAUUGAUUUUAAGUUUCUUUUUGGGAUCAAUCCAAAUACUGGUUUUAUUGCUUAUGACAAUGGAUACAAUUACACCACAAGGUUACCGCCAAAAUCAUUUGUAAGGUUGGAAAGGGUUGCAAAUCAGACGCUCGCCAAAAAUGGAUUGCACGGGCUUUACGAGCUUUUGCACAAGUAUACAAUCUCAUUCAAAAUGUAUCUCAUCUCGAAACAACUUCGGGAGUUGAUGAGUUCAACGAAAUGGAAAGGAAACUUAAAAAUCAAUUAUCGAGCAGGAAGUUCGGUAAUUGUGAUCAAUUAUUGGACUACUCUGUACCUGUCACUGAAUUGGAAAUCGUUUAUAGAGAUUGGUGUCGAUGAAGAGUCCAAAUUGCAUUACCGCUGGUUCAAAAAUGGAAGAUACGAACAACAAUCUAUUGUCAAUGAAAUAGUGGGAUCUAAUAGACUUGAAGGUAGAAUUGAAGAUGAGGACGGAGAUGAUGAUUUGUUUGAGGUUGACUCGCCGCGAGAAAUUAAUAUCGAAGAAACGAUCACGGCGUUCAUUUUAGAACAUUCCAAAACAAUCAUGCAAAAGAUUUGCAAAACACUUGAGCUCAGUUGUCCACACGAAAUCACAGAGAUGACCCCUCAACAAUUGUCAUUUUCUAUAUCUCCUAAAAAGUCUACAAUUUUUGCAAUCAACCCAUUAACAGGUCUUUUUUACUUUCUGGACCCCUCACCGGUGCAGUUGCGAUUACUAAAAAGAAUAAAUUCAGCUCCACCACCCGCAUCACUGUUGAUGAACAAACAGUUUAUUUCCGAGUACGAUAUAACUGAAUGGGUUGCAUCGAAUAUUUUACAGUUGAAGCUCGAGACUUUUUCAAAGGAAGUAAAUUAUUAUCUCACCGCCACUGAAUGGAUCAGUAAUAGCAUCAUCAGGUUCAAUGAACCGGAAGUUCGAAAAUUAUUAGAAUCGAUACUGAUUGGCCAUGGUGGUAGGGCAAACCCUAGUAAUAAAAGUAUUAAUGGUGACGGUAAUAAUAAUGUUAAUGGUAAUAGUGAUGACACUGAUGCAAGUGCCAAGACCGCCAACAUCAACGCCACUGUGAGUUCUUAUGCAAACUUUAAAAUACAAUUUUAUAGAAAAAAGCAUUGGCCCUCUACAUGGUUUCUCAUUGUGAUGAUUAGCGGAACCACGUCAAGGACUAAUUGGUGGGUAGCAAGAAUCAAAUCAGUUGGUGCAAAUUGGAUAGUCAACCAUUUCCAGCUUUUGAGUCACAACCCAGAGUUGAGUUAUGAUUUCUUCAAACAGUUGGGCAAAUCGUCGUUCCAGAUGAUUAUUAAUCAUGUUGUAUUGGAAGAAAUGCGGGAAAGAAAUGUUAGAGUUGGUGUUGUUAAUGAUGAUGGUGGUGAUGAUAAUGGUGAUAGUGACAAUGCUAAACUUUUUAACAUUAGCAAUGAUAGCUAUAAAGAACCAACAAGCGUUAGUAGUGAGAAUGGCUCUGCAGGAAUUGGAAUUCCUGAAAUAACAGACAAAGCAUCACUGGUGGAUGGUGAUCUUAUGCACAGAUCACUCAUUAGUGUAAUCAAUGAAGGGUUGUUGCCUAUCGAAAACUCAUCACCCAGAUUAUAUCUUGAAAUCCAACUUAUAAAUCAGAUUCAAAACCACGAUAACCACGCGUUUAACCACCUGAACAAGAAAAUGCAUUUGAGGUUAUUUGGAAAAUUAAAGAACCUGGAUAUUAAAAGUUCGCCAGAGUUGGAAAAACUAAACCUUAUUAUUGACGAGAAGAAUCAAUCAUUCGAGAUUCUGACUUCGAGGGACCUUGAAGAAAUCAUUGGUGAUUCUGGGAAAACCCAUUUCUUGGAUACGAUAUUUAAUAGUUUGAGCAAGUUGAACAACUUACUCAAGAUUUUGGACCAAUUAAAGAGUAAUGAUAUUAAGGUUCUCGACAACUCAACUGAUGAAAUAACUAUCAAGGCUAAUGACAGUUUAGAUAAAUUGGUAAUCAAGAUCCCCAAUGAGGCCGCUGAGUCGAUAUCUAUUGGAACCAUUGCCAGAAAGACAUGGGAAACCGAACUUAUUAUCCAUUUCCUUAACCAGUACCUUUCGCAGAAUCACAGCGACAAUAUUGUUGGCAUUAUAAAGUAUUUAUCAGACAUCAACCCUAUUUUUCAAACUAUCAAACAAGUGCAAUCGAUGCUACACGAGCAACAAGAUUCUUUGAAGUUGAACAAUGGUUUGCACAAGAUUCAUUUUGAUUGCGUGUUCAACAACCUUAACCACAUUCAGUUUAUGUUUAAUCUCUCGUCAACAAUCAACAACUCGAAAAAGAUACAAAAGGACAAGAUUCUUAUCUCACUCCAGUUUAAGCGCAAUAAAUUCGACAAGUUAGGUAAAAAGCAAGAGCGAUUGGUUAAAAUAUCUUUCCAGAAUAAUCCACACGUUAAGCAAACCAAAUUCAAGAAACUUUUUGAUAUGAUGUACAAGAGUAUUCUUGAGAUGGAAAGAGACAAAAAUGACGAGUUGAUUAAUUUCGAUGAGAGUCAGGUAUUGGUGAAAUUGAACCAAGAUAUACUUGCAAGCACGAACUUGGUUGAACAGAUGAUGCAAAGGAUUACAAAAUGUUUUAUACAAUAUGUCUCGGAAUAA